AAGCGUUGCUAGCGUAGAAAUCACAAGUAAAACUUUGGCAUCCAUGUCGGUAAAAGUUAAUUCCUGCCGUCAACGUCAGGUUUUAUUUUGAAGGCACGCUUUGCGAUCGUCAAGGGAGAUACGCAUUAUUCAACCGCAUCAGCCAAUCACAAUGCAAUAUUGUCCAUUGUUAUAAAUUUUGAUUGGGUUCCGGUCAAACAGCGGCUUAGCAGAAAGGCACCAUUUUAUUGACUUCCUGCAGUAUGAGUUCCCUUCACUAGUAUUCCUAAAGCCAUAGUGUGACAAAAUUUCAGUUGCGCACUGAGAAGUUGCACUACACUGCGAUUUCCAUUCCCUUUUGAGAUCUUUUAGUUCAGCUCAAUACGGAUCACCCAUCGGUAGGAGCUUCCCAGGCUUUUUUGUAGUAACUGCGUUUCAUAUGGGAAUAUAUAAAUGUUGCAUAUCAAACGAACGUACAUGUAGUUGCAAUUUUCCUCUUCGUAAUGGAUACAUCACGAAUCGACAGUUAUUUGGCACAGAUACAAGAGAACGUUGUUUAGAAAAAGCUGGAUCUUUUAAUUUCUCUCGUGGUUUAGGAGAACUGCUGGCAAAUUCGAAGAACAACGGCAUGAAAGUUGAAAAAGAAAGUAGAGAGAAUGGAAGGGAAUUAUGAAAAUUAGGAUACGUUCUUCAUGUUUGGGUGGCCUGUGCACAAAUCAUUCCCAAAAACCUUUGCGGACACCACGCCUAACCGGCCACAGAGCAAGUAAGUUGUGCAUUUCACUUUAUCAACGACUGACAGCAUAAAACUCUUUGUUAUUUUUGCAAAUGUACUCUUCAGGAAGCUAUACGUAGGUUUAUCAAACUCAACGGAGGCCGAGGAAUCCCAAAAAUUACGAUUCAAAGGUGCGCACCCUGAGAAAAAGGCUUCCACGUUUCAACUCGUGAACUUGUUGGACCCGUUGCAAUCUUCAAUUUAGAUGCCGAUUGUGGAUUUUGUACUGUAAUGAAGGGGCAAAUGAGGGAAUACAAAGUUGUGGUGUUGGGCUCAGGCGGUGUGGGAAAAAGUUGCUUAACCGUACAGUUUGUAACAGGACAGUUUGUAGAGAAAUACGACCCAACAAUCGAGGAUUUCUACCGAAAAGAAAUUGAAGUCGACAACAACCCUUCCAUUUUGGAAAUUCUAGACACUGCUGGUACUGAACAGUUCGCGUCAAUGCGAGAUUUAUACAUAAAAAAUGGCCAAGGUUUUCUGCUAGUGUAUUCUAUUAUAAACAGGCAAACGUUUGCUGAUUUGAAGCCCAUGAGAGCUCAAAUAUUACGCGUGAAAGGCAGUGAAAAUGUACCUAUAAUUUUAGUCGGUAAUAAGUGCGAUAUCUAUGAUGAGAGAGAGGUUUCGGCACACGAAGGCAAAGAACUAGCAGACGAAUGGGGCUGUCCUUUCUUUGAAACAUCAGCCAAGACCCGCCAGAAUGUUGAUCAAGUUUUUGCUGAAAUUGUACGUAGAAUGAAGACCUCUGGAUCAGGACGAAGUGGCAGUAAAGGAUGUUGUGUUGUUCUUUGAGCGCUGAUAGUUUUUCAAAUUGAUACAUAAUAUUGCAAAUCUGACGCUGUUUGCAUGAGAUUCACUGCUCUGCGUAAGAGAAACUAUAAAAGCACAAUUUAAACCAAGAUAUGCCAGGAUUUCUAAGUAAAAAUCAAUUUGUUUCAAAAGAUGCACUUUCAGUCUCUUACUAAGACAAGCUCAGGCCAACUAUAUGACGGUGGGGGGUAGAGAAAUCGAUCUCUGCAGUAGAAAUUAUCACAAAAUUUACAAUUGUUUUCCAUAACAAAAUUUUGUAUGACGUGUUGUGAGUGCUGAACAAAUCCAAGCAAGUCUUGAAGAAAAUACAAAUGUGAAGUGAGUCAGCCAUGGAAAACAAACAAAAACACUUGAAAUAUAAGUAAGCUCAUUAGCUAGUGUACAUUAUUUUGGAAGUAACAGUUUGUUUUCCCUAGUUUGAUUUUACUGCAAACAUUGUUCACUAUAGCAAUACUGUGUGAUUUAGUCUUUUCUGUUAAAUCGGUUAAACAUUGUUAUGUAGGUUGCCAAGCAAUUCAAACCUCUGGAUGUGAGAUCUUGUCAUUGAAAUGAAUACUGGAACAUACUCCUUUUUGAAAUGCUUGGAAAUGUUUAUAGCAAUGUGUUGGCCAGUAAGGUCUAUUAAAUAGCUCAAAGUCAUGACAGUAUUUUGUUGUAGCUUGGCUAUUUGGCUAAGUAGAGUGGUUUUCGUGAACUAUGAAACAAAGAUUACAAUUUUUGAAAACCACUUGCUGAAAUAUUUUUCAAAGUUUUUGUCUUUUGAACAUCAUUAAUUCCUUAGCUAUUAGAUAGUUGUUUUUGUUUCAUGAGCAAUCAUCUUUUACCUAACUAGCCCAUAUACAAUAUGGAGGAACAUCUUGCUGCAGGGAAAGCUUGAAUAGGAAUUGAUGUUUACAAUAUAUUUGUCCUUAUGUAAUAAGGCUUUUAGGAUUUCAAUGUUAAAUGAUAAUUUCACUGGCAUUAACUUUUAACUUUUCUCUUAAACACUAUUAUCCCUGUAGCAGAAACCCUUGUGUAACCAUCAAUUUCAAAUAAUUUUUGAAUUUUUUUAUCUGCUUUCAAUUAUGAGAUCUUCAAUUAAAUAACUGUGCUUGUUUGAGCUGUCAUAUUUAAUAGAAAAAUCUAAAUGAAAAUCUGAUGCAAGGGUUUAUGUCGCUGGUGAUCAUGGUAUAGUUUAUGAUUGAUAUUAGGUAAUACUUGAUUUAUAGCACUAGCAAUAGAAAUUGAAUUGAUCAGAAUAUUUUUAUAUGUUAGCAUUCAAUAAGCACAUGUAAAUGCUGUGUAAAUUUCACAAUAACGAUAUUAGUUUGUUCAUUCUGUCACCAAGAGAGGGCUGGCUUAGUGCAAUUGGUACAGUGCUUUGCAGUGAUCUUUAAAAACAUUCAUAUAUCACAGUACCAUCAAGUUAGUUUAUAUUGUUCACUCAAAUUCAAAUUAAUUAGAAUUUACUACUAAAGUAUGUAGUCAUAAUUUCUUACAAAGAAACACAUUUUUACUUCAAUAAAAAACAAAUGUUUUU
Messenger RNA from Exaiptasia diaphana, 3080 nucleotides. RefSeq names its product ras-related protein Rap-2b. The transcript has a single exon. The record is from RefSeq and is a predicted model, not a curated record. Gene Ontology annotation, cellular component: plasma membrane. Bases 986 to 1543 code for a protein of 185 amino acids. Lineage: Eukaryota; Metazoa; Cnidaria; Anthozoa; Actiniaria; Aiptasiidae. Gene Ontology annotation, biological process: signal transduction. Gene Ontology annotation, molecular function: GTP binding; GDP binding; GTPase activity.